Nasonia vitripennis (jewel wasp) is the source of this 2167-nucleotide messenger RNA. It is a transcript of the gene ash2, whose product is annotated as set1/Ash2 histone methyltransferase complex subunit ASH2. The coding region runs from base 102 to 1796 and encodes 564 amino acids. Gene Ontology annotation, cellular component: Set1C/COMPASS complex. The record is from RefSeq and is a predicted model, not a curated record. The transcript has 11 exons. Gene Ontology annotation, molecular function: transcription cis-regulatory region binding; protein binding. NCBI's taxonomy places the organism in Eukaryota, Metazoa, Arthropoda, Insecta, Hymenoptera, Pteromalidae.
AGCUGAGUGGCAGACUGGGAGAGAGACCGAGAGACUUUACGCCGGGUCCUAUGCACCGCACAAUAUAGAAGUUUAUUUUUUGUUUACAAAUUACACCUGCAAUGUCGGUCGAAAAAGUAGAAAGCACAUUAACGGAUGGAGCAGAUAAUUCGAAAAGUAAUACAGCAGAUGAGAAAGGAAAUGAUGAGGUCGAAGAAAAAACCAAAUCAGAUGCCAAAACAGAGGAAACUUCAGAAAAAUCCAAUGGACGAACAAACAUUGGUGAAAUGGGACAUUGUUACUGUGGAAAAGACAGAAACUUGAAUAUUGCAGAAUUAUUAUGUGCCAGUUGCACGCGAUGGUUCCACGAAUCGUGCAUUGGAUAUCAAUUAGGAAAACUGGUACCUUUUAUGACAAACUAUGUAUUUAUGUGUAAAAACUGUUCACAAACUGGCUUAGAAAGUUUUAAGAAGAAUCAAGCACAAUUCCCUCAAAUGUGUGUUACUGCUAUUGCAAAUUUAAUUCAGACUUGUCAAAAAGAGAGUACGAAUAGAACACUCUUUCAUAAGGAUCGGGAUAUUAUUCCAUUUAUAGAAUGUCACUGGGAAAGUAUGACAACCAUGCCCAGAAGAGUAACACAAUCCUGGCAUUCAAGAAUCCACAAGGCCCUAAUGAAAGAUCUUGGAACUUUGUUUAUAAUGGAUGAGGAUUCUGAUGAAGGACAAUUGUAUGGACUUGUAAGCUCGGAUUUAGUAUCAAUUAAGCCUAAUUAUGAAGCAAUGAUUAAAGGAGCAUCAAUUCCUGGUGGAAUCAGAGGACGUAAUGCCAAACGCAAAUUCCCUGGAGAGGGUACUGGAACUGGACCAGGCAAAAAAGGUGGAGGAUCCGACAUGACAACACCAAAAUUACCUGCUCAUGGAUACCCACUGGAUUAUCCCAAAAAUAAAGAUGGCUACAGGUACAUUUUAGCUGAACCUGACCCACACGCACCUUUUAGACAAGAAUUUGAUGAAAGCAGUGAUUGGGCUGGAAAACCAAUCCCUGGUUGGCUCUAUCGACCUUUAAGUCCUAGUGUUGUACUUCUUGCUCUGCAUGAUCGAGCACCACAGCUUAAAGUCUCAGAAGACAGAUUGGCUGUUACUGGUGAUAAAGGGUAUUGCAUGAUAAGAUCUACUCACUCAAUCUGUAAAGGAACGUGGUACUGGGAAGCUAAAAUUGAUGAAAUGCCCGAAGGUUCUGCCACAAGGCUUGGUUGGGGUCAAGAAUAUGCCAAUUUACAAGCACCAUUAGGAUAUGAUAAAUUUGGUUAUUCUUGGAGAUCUAGAAAAGGAACACGUUUUCACGAGAGUCGAGGGAAGCAUUACAGUCCAGGCUAUGGAAAAGGUGAUAUAUUAGGAUUUCUUAUGAUUUUGCCAGAUGUACACAAUCCGCGACAUAUUCCCAAUACAUACAAAGAUCGCCCUCUAGUAAAAUUUAAAAGUCAUUUGUAUUAUGAAGAGAAAGACCAUGUUGCUGAUGCCAUUCAGGCUUUAAAACCCCUUGAAGGGAGUAAAAUUAUAUUCUACAAAAAUGGAGUUUCCCAGGGAGAAGCAUUUGUAGAUAUUUAUGAUGGUGCUUAUUAUCCAUCUGUAUCUAUUUAUAAAAGUGCCACAGUUUCCAUGAACUUUGGACCACAUUUUAAAUUUCCCCCCAAAGAUGCUACUUUUAGAGGAAUGUAUGAAAAAGCAGAAGAAGCAAUAGCAGAACAGUCAAUGGCAGACAUGCUUUAUUUCACAGAGAACGAAGGAAAAUUAAGAUUAGAUAACUUUACUUUAUGACACUGAUAAAUGUUUUCUGUUCGAUUUCUCCUUAUUUUAUAAGGUCACUUUACAAAACCAAUAUCAUUGUCUUGCAAAAUCAGGUCUUUACAUUUGCUAACAGAUGAAUUUACUGAUAUUUUGCAUUAGGAAAGGUUUAAAAAUGUUAUUUUUUGAAGUAUUUUCUAAUCAAAAGUAUUGUAAAAAGAUGUAAUUAGCAUAUAUAAAAUUUACUCAAAUAUUUACAUACGUAAUAAAUUAAAAGUUAUUUUAUAUCUUUUUUUUUUAAUUUCUGAUAUAACAUAAUUUUUAUAUAACAAGUGUGUUUACCUCAUCAGUCUUGAAAUUAUGUAGAAUCAUCAGUUAGAAGGAGUAUACCUUUUAUGUACAUA